Messenger RNA from Chaetura pelagica (chimney swift), 6666 nucleotides. RefSeq names its product activating signal cointegrator 1 complex subunit 3 (gene ASCC3). Gene Ontology annotation, molecular function: ATP hydrolysis activity; nucleic acid binding; ATP binding. NCBI's taxonomy places the organism in Eukaryota, Metazoa, Chordata, Aves, Apodiformes, Apodidae. The record is from RefSeq and is a predicted model, not a curated record.
AGGUGCUUGAGCUGGGAUUUAAUUUCUCAUCCUAUGGAUCACUAAGAGCAACAGAUGGCCUUGCCUCGUCUGACAGGCGCUUUACGCUCCUUUUCAAAUGUCACUAAACAUGAGGAUUGCAGUGAAGAAUUAGCUGACUUGACGACUAAAAGAUCAAAGCUACAUGAACAGUUGCUGAAGUCUGAUCUUACCUGGAAGAAGAUAAUAAAGUUUGUUGAUGACAAUUUGGACAAAAAAGAACACCAAACUGUAAAUGGUGAUUUAAAAACUAUAUUACAAGCUGCAAAACAAAUAGUUGGAGCUGAAAAUGGACAAGAAGCAAUUGAAAGCGGAGCUGUUUUUCUCUUUAAGACAUUUCACAGGAAAGAAUGUGUUGGCCAUGAUGAGACAAAGGCGAUCAAGCAGAUGUUUGGGCCAUUUCCAUCAUCAUCUGCUACUGCAGCUUGUACUGCCACAUGUCGGAUUGCUUCUCACUUCACUGAAGAACAGCUUACAGCUCUCAUGCAGAUGGCUGAAGAGCAAGAUGGUGAUAACAGAGUGUUCUUUGGUAAAAAUAUAGUGUUUUCCUUUGACAUGCAUGAUUUGGAUCAUUCUGAGGAGCUGCCUGUGAAUGGUGAGGCCGACGUGCAGAAAAUUAUAAGCUUAGAUUACAACAAAUACCUGAAUAACCAGCUGAAUCACUUACAGAAUUACUGUGAUGAGAAAUCUGAUAUCAAGUCCUUGCAAAAAGUAGACGAUUCUUUUUUGUGGUGUGAAGUUGGAAAGUAUCUGAAUGAAUCUCAAGGGGGUACCCCUGGAGGGCCAACCACAGAAGACCUCUGCUGUACUUUGUACGAGAUGCUUGCUUCUACCAAAAGUGAUGAUGAACUUCAAAAUGAGUUAUUUGAACUGCUAGGCCCUGAAGGUUUUGAACUCAUAGGGAAACUCCUACAGAACAGAACCCUGAUUCUGGAAAGAUCUUUGACUUGUCCAAAUGAUAACAGGUUCCAGACUCUGCAAGAGCAGUGCAAGAAGUUUAUAGGAGAAAAUGCUAAACCAAAUUAUGGUUGUCAAGUUACAAUUCAGUCUGAACAAGAAAGGCUGUUAAUGAAACAGUAUCGUCGUGAAGAAAAGCGAAAUGCCAGAAAAGAAAAACAGGCUGGGGAAGAUGGAGAAGUUUCUGGAGAAGGACUAAUGUGCUUUGAUCCCAAAGAGCUGAGGAUGCAAAGAGAACUAGCACUUUUGAAUGCUCGAAGUAUGCCAGUCCUAGGUAGACAGAGAGAGAUGGACUUUGAAAAAAUUCAUUAUCCUCAUGUUUAUGAUUCCCGAGCUGAAGCUAUGAGAACAUCAGCAUUCAUUGGGGGUGCAAAGGUCUUCUUACCAGAAGCAGUUCAGAGAGAAAACAAUAAAAUGUAUGAAGAGGUGAAGAUCCCCCAUAGUGAACCAAUGCCUAUUGGUAUUGAAGAGAAAAUUGUUUAUAUUAAAGACUUAGAUGAGAUUGGACAACUUGCUUUUAAAGGCACGAAAAGACUGAACCGAAUCCAGUCUAUAGUUUUUGAGACUGCCUACAAUACCAAUGAGAACAUGUUGAUUUGUGCCCCCACUGGAGCUGGCAAGACCAACAUUGCUAUGCUGACAGUCCUUCAUGAAAUUCGCCAGCAUGUCCAGCAUGGUGUUAUCAAAAAGGAUGAGUUUAAGAUUGUGUAUGUUGCUCCUAUGAAGGCUUUGGCAGCUGAAAUGACAAAUUACUUCAGCAAGAGGCUGGAACCACUAGGCAUUAUUGUGAAAGAGUUGACUGGGGAUAUGCAGCUGUCAAAAGGUGAAAUCCUGCGAACACAGAUGCUUGUAACUACUCCGGAGAAAUGGGAUGUAGUGACAAGAAAAAGUGUUGGUGAUGUAGCUCUCUCUCAGCUGGUAAAACUCUUGAUUCUUGAUGAAGUUCAUCUCUUGCAUGAAGACAGAGGACCAGUACUGGAAAGCAUAGUAGCAAGAACUUUACGUCAGGUUGAAUCUACACAAAGUAUGAUUAGGAUUUUGGGCCUUUCAGCUACCUUACCCAAUUAUCUUGAUGUUGCUACAUUUCUGCACGUCAAUCCCUACAUUGGACUAUUCUACUUCGAUGGCCGUUUCCGACCUGUACCACUGGGGCAAACCUUUAUAGGAAUUAAGACAACCAAUAAGGUGCAGCAGCUCAAUCAUAUGGAUGAAGUCUGUUAUGAAAAUGUGCUGAAGCAAAUAAUGGCUGGACACCAGGUGAUGGUGUUUGUUCAUGCUAGAAAUGCAACAGUACGGACUGCUAUGGCUCUUCGAGAAAAAGCAAAAAACAAUGGUCAUAUUUGUCACUUUUUGUCACCCCAAGGAUCAGAUUAUGGACAAGCUGAAAAACAGGUACAGAGAUCCAGAAAUAAGCAGUUACGUGAGCUGUUUUCUAUAAUCAAUCUAAAGUUGUGUCACAGGAGCAUAACCCUUACACAUGGUUUGUCUAAUGGACAUAUUAAAGUGCUAGUGUGUACAGCUACACUCGCCUGGGGUGUCAAUCUUCCUGCUCAUGCUGUUGUUAUUAAGGGAACACAAAUAUAUGCUGCAAAAAGAGGCUCCUUUGUUGACCUUGGAAUUUUAGAUGUCAUGCAGAUAUUUGGUCGAGCUGGACGGCCUCAGUUUGACAAAUUCGGAGAAGGCGUCAUUAUUACAACUCAUGAUAAACUCAGCCAUUACCUGACUCUUCUUACUCAGCAGAAUCCAAUUGAAAGCCAGUUUCUUGAAAGCCUUGCAGACAACCUAAAUGCAGAGAUUGCUCUUGGAACAGUAACUAACGUGGAAGAAGCAGUAAAGUGGAUAAGUUACACUUAUCUUUACGUUCGGAUGAGAGCAAAUCCAUUAGUAUAUGGCAUCAGCCACAAAGCUUAUCAGAUGGAUCCAGGUCUAGAAAAGCACAGAGAGCAGUUGGUAAUUGAAGUCGGCAGAAAACUGGACAAAGCCCGCAUGAUUCGCUUUGAAGAACGAACUGGCUUUUUCUCUUCAACAGAUUUAGGCAGAACUGCCAGCCACUACUAUAUUAAAUACAAUACUAUAGAGACUUUCAAUGAGCUGUUUGAUGCUCAUAAAACAGAAGGUGAUAUUCUUGCUAUAGUAUCAAAAGCUGAAGAGUUUGAACAGAUAAAGGUAAGAGAAGAAGAAAUAGAAGAGCUGGAUACCUUACUGAGUGAUUUCUGUGAACUUCCUGCUCCAGGAGGUGUGGAAAACAAUUAUGGAAAAAUUAAUAUCCUCCUUCAAACAUACAUUAGCAGAGGGGAGAUAGACAACUUCUCCCUUAUUUCAGAUUCUGCAUAUGUUGCACAGAAUGCAGCUCGUAUUGUUCGAGCUCUUUUUGAGAUUGCCCUCAGGAAACGUUGGCCUGCCAUGACAUAUCGACUUCUGAACCUCAGCAAAGUCAUUGACAAGCGGCUGUGGGGCUGGGUUAGCCCUUUGAGACAGUUCUCAGUGUUACCCCCAUCGGUCCUCUCGAAGCUGGAAGAGAAGAAUCUCACUGUGGACAAGAUGAAGGACAUGAGAAAAGAUGAAAUAGGUCAUAUGCUGCAUCAUGUGAAGAUUGGGUUAAAGGUAAAACAGUGUGUCCAUCAAAUCCCCUCCAUCCUAAUGGAAGCAACGAUUCAGCCAAUUACCCGCACGGUGCUCCGGGUGCGACUGAGCAUCGCUCCUGACUUCACCUGGAACGACCAGGUACAUGGCACUGUUGGAGAGCCGUGGUGGAUCUGGGUAGAAGACCCUACAAAUGAUCACAUUUAUCAUUCAGAGUAUUUCAUCAUUCAAAAAAAACAGGUCAUUACCAAAGAACCUCAACUGCUGGUGUUCACAAUCCCAAUUUUUGAACCUCUUCCAUCUCAAUAUUACAUUCGAGCUGUGUCUGAUAGGUGGUUAGGAGCAGAGGCUGUAUGUAUCAUAAAUUUUCAACAUUUGAUUCUUCCAGAAAGACAUCCACCCCACACAGAGCUUCUGGAUCUUCAGCCUUUGCCUAUCACAGCCUUGGGACAUCGGGAAUAUGAACUCCUGUACAAAUUCACACAUUUCAACCCUAUCCAGACCCAGAUAUUUCAUACACUUUACCACACAGACUGUAAUGUUCUUCUUGGAGCACCUACAGGUUCUGGAAAAACUGUUGCAGCUGAAUUAGCCAUCUUUAGAGUUUUUAACAAGUAUCCCACAUCAAAGGCAGUGUAUAUUGCACCUUUAAAAGCACUUGUUCGGGAAAGAAUUGAGGACUGGAAAGUUAGGAUUGAAGAAAAACUUGGUAAAAAGGUGGUAGAGUUGACAGGAGAUGUGACUCCUGAUAUGAGAGCUAUUGCCCAAGCUGACCUGAUUGUUACUACCCCUGAGAAGUGGGAUGGUGUCAGCAGAAGCUGGCAGAACAGAAGCUAUGUUCAGAAAGUUUCCAUUCUUAUCAUAGAUGAGAUCCAUCUGCUAGGGGAUGAGAGAGGGCCAGUGUUGGAAGUCAUUGUGUCUCGAACCAACUUCAUCUCAUCUCACACAGAGAAACCUGUAAGAGUAGUUGGUUUAUCCACUGCUUUAGCAAAUGCCAGGGACCUUGCUGACUGGCUAAAUAUUAAUCAGAUGGGUCUGUUCAACUUCCGACCAUCGGUCCGCCCAGUUCCCCUGGAGGUGCACAUUCAGGGCUUCCCUGGCCAACAUUACUGUCCUCGCAUGGCUAGCAUGAACAAACCUGCAUUUCAGGCAAUUCGAAGUCAUUCUCCAGCCAAGCCUGUUCUUAUUUUCGUGUCAUCCAGACGUCAGACAAGACUUACUGCCUUAGAUCUGAUCGCUUUCCUAGCCACUGAGGAUGAUCCCAAACAAUGGCUGAAGAUGGAUGAAAGAGAGAUGAAUGACAUUAUAGUGACAGUCAGAGAUUCAAAUCUGAAGCUGACACUUGCUUUUGGAAUAGGAAUGCACCAUGCAGGUCUGCAUGAGAGAGACAGGAAAACUGUAGAAGAAUUGUUUGUGAACUGCAAAAUCCAGGUUCUUAUUGCCACAAGCACAUUAGCUUGGGGUGUAAAUUUUCCAGCUCAUUUAGUAAUUGUUAAAGGAACAGAAUACUAUGAUGGAAAAACAAGGCGUUAUGUGGAUUAUCCCAUUACAGAUGUACUUCAGAUGAUGGGACGUGCUGGUAGACCACAGUUUGAUGACCAAGGAAAAGCUGUAAUUCUAGUUCAUGAUAUUAAGAAAGACUUCUACAAAAAAUUCCUUUAUGAACCUUUCCCAGUGGAAUCAAGCUUGUUAGAAGUGCUGGCUGACCACUUGAAUGCUGAAAUUGCUGCUGGAACUAUUACUUCUAAGCAGGAUGCAAUGGAUUAUAUCACCUGGACUUAUUUCUUCCGUCGACUUAUAAUGAACCCAACUUACUAUAACUUGGAUGAUGUGAGCCAUGACACUAUGAAUAAGUACCUCUCAAGCCUUGUUGAGAAAUCCCUCUUUGAUUUGGAAUGUUCCUACUGCAUUGAAAUUGGGGAGGAUAAUCGCAGCAUUGAACCUCUGACUUACGGCCGCAUUGCUUCCUAUUACUAUUUGAAGCAUCCAACGAUUGGGAUGUUCAAAGAUCAGUUGAAACCUGAAAACAACAUUGAAGAAUUGCUCUUAAUUCUGACAAAUGCUGAGGAGUAUGGAGAUCUGCCUGUGAGACACAAUGAAGAUCAGAUGAAUAGUGAACUGGCAAAACAUCUCCCAAUUGAAGUCAAUCCUCAUUCAUUUGACAGUUCACACACAAAAACACACCUCCUGCUGCAAGCCCACUUCAGCCAUGCCAUGCUGCCCUGUCCAGACUAUGCAACUGAUACAAAGACAGUGCUGGACCAAGCAAUUAGGAUAUGUCAGGCAAUGCUGGAUGUUGCAGCACAUCAUGGCUGGCUGGUGACUGCUCUGAACAUAACCAGUCUAGUGCAGAUGGUGGUUCAGGGUAGAUGGUUACAUGACUCUUCCCUGCUUACUUUGCCCAAUAUAGAGCUACAACACCUUUACCUUUUCCGGAAGUGGAGCCAAGGCAGAAGGAAGAGUGUGCAUGGAGGUUACCAAGGACCUAUCGAGUGUCUUCCCGAGCUAAUGGCUGCCUGUGAAGGAAAAGAGAAUGUUUUUGCUUCCAUCGUGGACAGUGAACUGCAAACAGCACAAAUUUCACAGGCUUGGAAUUUCUUGUGCCGUUUGCCAAUUCUAAACGUCAGCCUGAGCAUUAAGGGCUGUUGGGAAGACCCAGCUCAGCCACAGCACGAAGUGCCUGUUCCCUCUUUGACAACUGACACACGAGAUGACAAAAGAUGGAUCAAAUUACAUGCUGAUCAAGAGUAUGUGCUCCAAAUAAAUUUGCAGAGAACCCAGAUGGGGUAUCAGAAGGGAAAGCAAGACAGCAAAGCAGUGGCUCCUCGAUUCCCCAAAGUUAAAGAUGAAGGAUGGUUUCUGAUAUUGGGAGAAGUUGAUAAAAGAGAACUCAUUGCCUUGAAGAGAACAGGAUAUGUCAGAAAUAAAAAUACUGUUUCUAUUGCUUUUUAUACUCCAGAAACCCCUGGAAAGUGUAUCUACACAUUGUAUCUCAUGAGCGACAGUUACCUUGGCAUGGACCAACAGUAUGAUAUCUACCUGAACAUUAUACCAGCACAAAUGACAUCACAGGUGUCUGAUGCCCUGAGUCACCUGGCUCUGAAGUAA